Molecule: messenger RNA, 7696 nt
Organism: Trichomycterus rosablanca
Lineage: Eukaryota; Metazoa; Chordata; Actinopteri; Siluriformes; Trichomycteridae
Gene: asxl2
Product: ASXL transcriptional regulator 2
Exons: 12
Coding region: 125-3658 (1177 amino acids)
Biological process (GO): animal organ morphogenesis; positive regulation of transcription by RNA polymerase II
Cellular component (GO): PR-DUB complex
Molecular function (GO): peroxisome proliferator activated receptor binding; DNA binding; chromatin binding
Source: RefSeq, a predicted model, not a curated record
CUACUUACAGUAAAAGCCAAUAUGGCAGAAAUGGCUGCACUCGCACCAUAACUGCACCUACAUUUCCAUUUCAACAUUAAAACACUUUUACUGUCGGUCCGCUUUCGGGAAAACGACCGCAGCCAUGAGGGAAAGACAGAAGAAGAAAAAAGGGAGGACGUGGGCAGAGGCUGCAAGAACGGUACUUGAGAAGUUUCCGAACACACCAAUGAGCCAUAAAGAGAUCCUGCAGGUAAUUCAGCGAGAGCGACUCAAGGAGAUAAGUGGGACCUCACCCCUUGCCUGCCUCAAUGCCAUGCUCCACACAAACUCCCGGGGUGAGGAGGGAAUUUUCUACAAAAUCCCAGGUAGAAUGGGAGUCUAUACACUGAAGAAAGACAUUGCGGAUGCGGUGAAAAAGCUAUCAGAGGAGGCUUCUGAAGACAGCAGUGAUGACAUGUCUACAGCACGGAACAGAGAAAACAACAACGGUGCCAGCAGCAAAGAGGGCAGAAAACAAAGGUGGAGGAGAAGAGGGACGUCAAAGCUACAGUCACAACCAUCUUCACCACAGUCUCACUGUUCUUCUCCUUCAGUCUCUAACAGCAAGCUCAUGUCUCCAUCACAGAAACAUAGCAAGAAAGCGCUAAAACAGGCUCUAAAACAGCAGCACCAGAGGAAUCAGCGGCGUCAGUGUGGACUCCCCACAACCUCCAGCCCUCGACUUCUACUUAAAACUGUCAAUAUGAGCGACUCAGCCUCCUCCAAAUCUGGCUGGGAGCCGAAACAGUCAGAACGCUGCUCUGCCAGUUCCCAGAACUCCACCUCUAGCUCCUCCUCCUCUGUCAAAGUUGAUGUGUGCCACACCACUGGUGCCAGGAACGUGUCUCAGCGUCCCAGUCGGCUCAGUGCACGCCAGCUGAGACGAACCAGGUGUGAGAUUGAUGUGGAGACACCUGAUUCCAUACUUGUCAACACAAACCUGCGGGCCCUAAUAAAUAAACACACGUUCUCCCUGUUGCCCUCAGACUGCCAACAGAAGCUUCUAAAGCUGUUACCAGAGAUUGAUCAACAGUCUUGUGUAGAUGGGCUUUUAAGGGCUAGUUCUGCUCUGAACAAUGAGUUUUUCACAUCUGCAGCACAAUCAUGGAAAGAGAGGCUGGCUGAAGGUGAGUUUACUCCUGAGUUGAGACUGAGGAUGCGGCAAGAGAUUGAAAAAGAAAAAAAGGUGGAGCAUUGGAAAGAGCAGUUUUUUGAAAGCUAUUAUGGGGAACAGUCUGGAAUGAGCCAAGAGGAAUCCAAAGAGCUGACAAAGAGCACUUGCAAACAAACUAAAGGUUCACCCAUAUCUGAUAAAUCAGAGUCAUGCACAGAAGCACAAAAGCCAAAUCGUACUGUUGAGGUGACUCAAAAAGAGCUCAGAUCAAGAGGGGUAAAAUUAACCGUCUUAAUAAGCCAUCAAGAACCAGAGUCAUCCUCUGAAGAUUCAGUCAAAGCCAGUCCUUCAGCUGUAGAUGAGUCAACUGCAUCUUCAGACACCAAGAUUGCAUUUUUGGAACAGGUGGAAUCUACAGCUGCUUUGACUAAAGUGGAAGAACCAGCAGUUUCAAGUGUAACAGGUGAAACGGUAGAUGAGCACAAGCCUGAUAGUUUAACAACUACUCAGGAAGGUGUGGUUACCUGUUCCCAAGGAAAGGAUACCUUGGAAAUUGAGUCCAUGAAGGUGUCACCAACCCCUGACUCUACAGUUACCACCGAGUCAUUAAAGAGAAAAGUCUCUGUUGAAUCAGAACUAGCAGAGAAGAAACCUUGUAUUGCUCAAACAGAGGGGUCACCCACAACAACGUCAACAACACCAGCACUACACAGAGUUCCCCCUCUCAAAAUCCCUGUGUCACGAAUCCUAUCUGCUCCUGAAGCCUCAGGCCAAGUCUCUCCAAGAGCUCCACAUCCUUUAACACCACCCAGCAUCCGCCCUGGAGGCACCGGUGCACGCACUUUAGCCGACAUCAAAGCUAAAGCAAAACUAGCAAGGGAACAGCGUGCUGCUGCAGCUGCAGCAGCCAACACAACAUUGAGAGGGACUUCUUCAGGAUCUAGCUCAGCUGUAGGUACCUCAACACCCUCCCCAUCUCGGUCCCUGUCAGAGGAGUUUUCACCAGCAAGCAGCAGAAGCCAGUCUGUGUCACCAGUAAAGACUAACUCUGCACCUCCUUUCUCUGAGAACGCAGGGGUUCUUUCACAAGCAUGUCCUUUCUCAGGUGAAAACCUUAGUACAAGUCUUUUAAAUGAAAAGCACUCUUCAGUGGUUUCGCAAACGCCUCAGUUGGUCUCAAACUCACAUCAUAGUCUCAAUGUAGAAGGAAUCCAAAAACCCUCUUUAAACGUGCCUGCACAGAAUCAGAAGGAACAGAAGGCACAUUUAACAGGAAGCUCAGUGUUCAAUUCUAGCUCAUUAAUCCCUGCUAAUAAUCCAUUGGUCACUCAGCUCCUUCAAGGUAAAGAAAUUCCACUUGAGAAGAUUCUUCCAAAACCACUUCCCAAAAAAUUUCCUCAUUCUGUAGCCAGUCCUGUAAAAGAAAAAGGGAAUCUUGGUAAUACCACUGUGGCGUUAAGCAAGGAAAAACCUCUAGGCACAGGGGAUAUUGGCAGGGCUAGACUCCAGGCUUCAAGUUCCAGACCUGGAACUAGUGUGGACAAGCUGGAUAAGAACACACAGGAGCGGAUCCUCCAUGUUCUGAGACACAGAAGUCAGCAGAGCAACAUCACUAUGUCAGUCUUGCAGCCGUCCAGUGUUGGGCCUAAACUGCUAGGUUAUGUAGAGAGCUGUCAAGACCAACCAAGGUUCCGGUUCGGCCUCGUUGGACGCAAGCGGAUGUCCAAACCUGCCAUGACAGGACACUACCUCCUAAACAUCUCUACAUAUGGUAGAGGGUCUGAGAACAGCAAGCGACCUCACUUAGCCAAUGUAAAGAAAGAAGAUGUAGGAGAGCUAAAAGAAGGGAGAGAUUUUAAAAGAGGUGUUUAUGCUUUUUCAGGGGGGCAUUCAAACCCUCCUGGGAUUCAGAUUGAACCCACAAAACCAGAUGAUGCACCAGGAUCCCACACACCAGAAUUCAAACACUGUUCUCAAAUAAAGUUGGAAUCCCAGUCAUUAAAUUGUUUAUCCAAGGCAGUAGAUGGGACGUCUACAAGAACCAAAGAAAUAUCUCCAGGAUCGCACCUUGAUAGUAAACAGGGUAUCUCAGGACCAAAUCAAUCAGACACAGACCCAGACAUGACCUCCUACCAGUCUCAGACAUCACACAAUCAAAAGGAAACCGUGACGGGUGCAUUAUAUGGCGGCACAGUCAGCAUGGCUAUGCCCCACGCAAUGAAUCACAGCACUGACAACAGAACCUCUCCUAAAGUUACAUGCAGUAGUGACAACGCCAAUGAGGGCAUGAUGUCAUUCUCUGUGACUGUCACUGCCAUACCUGCAGGGCAUCUUUUAGAUCAGGGUAAAGGGGAGACCUCACCAGAACAGACCUUCAUAGAAGCCUCUGGUAUGGAAGACGUCCAGUCAAAGUGCUACUGUCGACUAAAGGCCAUGAUCAUGUGUAAGGGAUGUGGGGCCUUCUGUCAUGAUGACUGCAUCGGCCCCUCCAAACUGUGUGUCUCGUGCUUGGUGGUCCGAUAGCGAUGAUGAUUAUGAUGACUGUUGGCAAAAAAAAUGUAAAGUCAGUUAUGCAGGGAUGGGCAUUUUUACAAAUGAAUUACUCUGCAGGGAAAAAAAAAGUGUGGGUCAGUGUGCAGGUACUUAGCACCAUAAAAGCAUUAGUCAUUUAGCCUUUAGACUUUUCUCUCAGCGAUUACUCAGAAGUAAUACAACUAACGUAUGAAUUUGAAUACAAUUAAUAUGCACGAAAACACCUUCUUGGCAUGUUAGCUCCUAGAAUGUGAGGUAAACCAGAAAUAAAAUAGCUGACUAAAUACCACAGCUCCCCAAUAAUACAAAUUCCCCCCCAAAAAACAGCUAGUGUAAGCUGUUAAAGUAUAACUAAAAUAGACUUGGGUGGAGGAAAGGGUAAAGCUGCUAUUUUGAGGGCAGGUUUGACAUAGACGCGCUCGGGUAGCUCGUCCAUAAAUUACGCUAGCUCACUACCGCUGGGAUCCGGAGUUGAAUCCCCUGUAGUACCAUCGGCUGGUAAGGGGUCUACAUACAGGCGGGAUUAGCUAGAUCUGAGCGUGGACUGGCCAAGGCCCCUUAAUAGAUUGGCAUCCUGUCUGGGAUGUGUCACUGCAUUGUGCCCAGUGAUUUUGGGAAAGCCGGACCCACCGUCAUCCUCACCAGUAUAAAGUGGUGUAAUAACGUGAAAAUGCAAUAAAAUAAUAUUGGGCCUAAACUUCCUUUAUCUUUCUGAUAUCAAUAAUCCCAUGAUACUUAAAUAACAUAGAAAAAAAUAAAUAGAAUAAAAUAUGCUUGGUUGGGUGUAAGUAAUAUUUGGAGGCAACCAAGUACAUUAUAUGUUUGGGGAAAUCUAGCUAGCACAGUUGCGCAAUUAGGUGCAUAAAGAACAAGGGACUGGCGGAAAGAUGCAUGCACAAAGCAAGGCAUAUUUUGCAAUCCAUCAUCCUAACCAUCAGCAGCUAGCAACAUAAGUUUGCGUGUUAUAUUUACAUUAAGAAAAGCAAAGUUAAUAAAGGCCCACAUGUUUCUUAUGCCAUGUAUUUAAGUCCUCAAAAAAGUAAACAUUGCGCUUAACAUUGCGCUUAACAACUUUUCAGAGUAACUACUAGUUCUUGUGCCCAUCCCUACAAGCCAGCAGGUACUACAAUUUGGCUCAGUGGUACAAGAAAACGUCUCACUGUGUUAAUCUAUGGAGCUGGAUCUAAUAUAUACAGUAUAUUACCCAGUCUGCCUUUCAUGCUGUCGCUCUUUCACAAAAGGAGAAUUUAAUGUACAUCAUUUGUGCAAUGCAGAUUAAUACUUCCUCUCUGACAAACUGAUCACCUAGUUUCAGACUUACUGAAUAGUAGCAAUAUGUAAACGCUACAGUCCUAUUCUCAUAUUUUUGUACAUUUUAGAAAACAUAGUAAGAGUAUGCUACUAUUUUUCUACAUGUAAAAAUCUUGUUCCCCUCAGCAAUCAUUGAUCUUUAAAUACUGCAAUUAUCUCCUUGAUCUUUAAAUACUGUGCAGCUUGUUGGAUUAGUAACAAUGAUAAUAUGGACUUACUCAAGCAAAGCACUUUUGAUGGAUAGUUUAAGCCUUAGUAACUAAUGAAAAGUCACACAAGCUAAAAUACCAAUUAUCUUUAAGAAUGACUGUGAAUGUUAAAGCUUAUUUAAAAGACCCUGCAUUAUGUCUAGGCUAAACAGUACUGUUCGACGUGAGCAGCGUCAGUGGCUGAUGGAGUUAUUUGUAGAGCAGAAGAGACUGAAUAGCACUCGGCGGAAAACAAUUUUGUACGUAGGAUGUGGAACUCAUUUCUGUUCCUAAUUGAAGGUGGCAAUAAUUUGUACAUUUAUGUUAUUUAGAACUGAUCUCAAUUUAAAAGCACAUUAAAGUCCCUUUUAACUAUCUAGAUGAAAAAUCAUAUCUAUGCCUUGUUAGAGUUGCACUUUUCUAUGAUGAAACUUUGAACUUGAAUGAACUGCUUGCUGUAUAAAGUAUGUUGUUAGUUUAGUAGGAUAAAAGCUGAAGCACUUCUCAAUCGAAUAAUGUUCAGUUCCCACUCAGGAGCACACCCAGGUCUUUAUCAUUUCACUAUUUGAAUCAGUUGAAUCACGUUUGUAUUGUUUACUGCCGAUACUCAAAGGAGUGUGAACUGACAAUGAAAUUCCAAUGCUGUACAUAUUCUUUAGUGUAUUUGAAGUUUUUAAAGACUAUAUAAAAGAUAUGUUGAUUGUUAGCAAUAGAAAACAGUAGAACACUCAAAGGGGAGGAUAUAAAGAUGCUUGUUUUUAUUGUGUAAAUAUUGGCUUUACUUAUUAUUAUUAUUUUUAACCAUUUACUGGAGUCCACUUUUUAUCUGACACAUUUUUAGAAAACAAAUCACACUAGAAUUUGUCUUUUAACUCUAAAUACUGCACUGUCCUAAGCGAUUCACUUGAGCAGGUACACUUUGUUAUGUAUGUAGUGUAUUAAACUUGUACAUAAAGGGUAUGCAUUUAUGCACCUAGGCAUCAAUCACUUUUGUAAAAUUUCUGCCUUUUUACUUAGGACAAUUAAAAGAUUUUGCUUGGUAAUAUACCAAAGUAAUUUAUGGGGAUAAGAUAAUCAGAUGAUAAUUACAUUUUGUUAGAAAUUUUCUGUAGUGUGAAAAGAUAAUAUAUUUUAUUAAUAUAUUUUAAUAAAAAUACUAUUGUUAUACAAAACAUUUAAAUAAACAGGGUAUUUACAAAGUCUUCUCUAUAUUUGCUGUUCAGUUUUAUUAUGCCUCUAUCGAGGGAGCAUGUAAAACUUGAUACAGUGUCUUUGUUCCUGAAUUCCUAUAAAUGUAAUCCCCUAAGCAACCUGUCUUUGUUUUUCUGGGUUUUUUUUUGGUUAUUUCACCUGGAAUACUUGUAUCUGUCUUUGUUUUUAAAGAAAAUACUUUCAUGUGGCAUUAUUGGAUAUCAUUGUAUAAAUCAUGUAUGACUGAAAGCUGUUACCCUCUCUUGUUAUCACUUUACAUUUACAUAUAUGUAUGGGUUCCACCCUGUUGUGUUUGUGGUGUGAGCAUAGAUUUCUGAUUCAGUAGUCUGUGUGGAGUGUCUUUGGGUAUGAGGGGAUUUUUCAGGUGACGUUGGUCUUUUUGUGUGAGAUUGUAACUGUAUACAAACUGCUUGUAUUGAUGUGUGCAGUAUAAAAUACAAGAUUACACAUCCAGUAGAGACUCGUAGGAGAACUGUGCUAAUUCUUUUCUUUCUUGAUUUUGCUUGAUUUAGCGUUUGAAAAAUAGUGAUUUCAUUUAAAAGAAACUUUGAUCUUAAUAUAUUUUUACAUAUCUAUAUUUGUAGAAAAAGAUCAUUUGGCUUGAAUUAAUAAGCAAUUUUAAACACACCCCUCUAUCCCCUAUCUGACCCCUCCAUCAGUGUCCGUAUGUCUGUAGUGGUUAUAGACAACAUAUUCAAUGACUAACAUGUUUUUAAGAAUAUAUUGCUCACACAAUUUUGAGAGGGAAGUUGUGAUUUUUACAUGCAAUAUUUUACAAGAUUUGGCGAUCAAAAAAACUCAUAGAGUGGGAUCCUUAUAAUGUGUCAUGUUUAAUUUUAAGAUUUAAAAUAUUUUAUGUUAUCUAAAGGUGAAUGUAAUAUACUAACUUUAAUCAGCACUUGUAAGCAAAUGUGUAUUUUAUUAAUAAAUAAUAAAAAUAAAAUGCAUCAAAUAAGCAAAUAGUGAUUGCAUUUAUUUUUGUCACUUGAUUUGCUAUAUUUUAUGUGUUAACAUAUAUUUAAUUUGGCUGAAUGUGCCAGUAAAUGAGUAGAGUGUAAAAUUUUCUUUUUUUUGUGUGUAUUAAAUUAUUUGUGUAAUUAUUUUUGUAUAUUAAAACAACAUUUUGUAAUAUUAUUACAACAUACUCUUAUAAAACUGGUGCUAAUUAUCUGUGUAAUGCUAUUUUAGGGCUCCCCCAAGGUUCAAUCAUAUAUCCCACUCUGUUUAAUUUACCACAUAUUUAAAUGGUAAUUAAAUGAAAAAAGAAAGAAAGAAAAAGUUUGAGAUGUGUUUGUUCUAGCAUGAUGAAUUUGUCUGU